Messenger RNA from Serpula lacrymans var. lacrymans S7.9, 1641 nucleotides. RefSeq lists its product as uncharacterized. Gene Ontology annotation, molecular function: FAD binding. The transcript is spliced from 12 exons. Bases 1 to 1641 code for a protein of 546 amino acids. Lineage: Eukaryota; Fungi; Basidiomycota; Agaricomycetes; Boletales; Serpulaceae. The record is from RefSeq and is a predicted model, not a curated record.
AUGGCUGCAAUAGAUACAAUCCCUGUCCUCAUCGUUGGUGCUGGUCCCUCAGCGCUAGUUGCAGCUCUUACCCUACUGCGUAACGGAAUACCCGUCCGUGUCAUCGAGAAAGAGGACACCUAUCGCCUUGGGCAACGCGGUUCUGGAUUGAUCCCUCGCUCGCUGGAGCUUUUCAGAUUCCUCGAUGUCCCAGAAGUGGAUGAGAAUGCCACAGAAGUGUUCCCCAUGCGCUUAUACAAGCCUGGAAGUGUCGAACCUCUUAAAACGUUCAUGAUGUCGCCUUACCAGGAUCCGACUCCUGCGCUUCCUUAUGCACGGCAGCAGAAGCUAGAAGGGAUUUUACGCUCUCAUCUUGAGAACCUGUCGUGUUUCGUCGAAACUGGGACUGAGCUCCGCUCACUCGAACAAUUUCCUGAUUAUGUGGUCGCACGCGUACUGCGAAGGCGUAAUGGCGAAGAAGUACAAGAGACAAUCAAAGCCAAAUGGCUCAUCGGAGCUGACGGGUCUAAAAGUGUCGUGCGGAAAGAAUUAGGACUCACAUUUUUAGGAGAGACUCGAGAUGAUGUGUGUUCGAUCACUGGUGACAUCCGUCUUACAGGCCCAGGGAUUGAUAGAAAGCAUUGGCACAUAUUUGGGGAGAUGGGAGCUACUGCGAUUAUCUUGCGGCCCACAGACGAGAUUGCCCCUGAUGGUUAUCAGUUCGUCAUGUUCGGUCCAGGGGUCGAUAUCCCAAAACUACAAUCAAGUAAAGAUGAGCUCUUUAAGUACAUUGCUUCUAUGGUUCACGCGGAUUUAACAUUUGAGGAGCUUAUUUGGGCUUCCGAGUACCGGGCCAACGUUCGGAUGGUGAAUAAGUUCGGAGAGGGCAGAGUUUUCAUUUCAGGAGAUGCUGCACAUGUUCAUAGCCCUACAGGUGCCCAGGGUCUCAAUUCAAGUGUUCAAGAUGCUUUCAACCUCGGCUGGAAACUAGCGCUCGUUCAGAAAGGCCUUGCACUGCCCUCACUGCUCGACACCUACACCACCGAACGUCUUCCCGUCAUCGCCGAGAUGCUCGACAUCACCUCUUCCCUGCUCAAGAGAACGAACGCUGCGAAUACUUCCACGGCGGAGGCAGCACUCAAGCGUAGUCAGAAGCUAUAUAUGCUGGGCGUGAACUACCGCAACAGCCCGAUUGUGGUCGAUGAGGUGGUGCAGCCGUCUGAGGCGGAACCUGUGGACGCGUAUGGAUCUAUUCAGGACGGGUCGUUGCAGGCUGGUGAUCGUGCGCCCGAUGCGCCCGGUUUGGUGGAUGUGAAGAGUGGUGAGGCCGCGCGGUUCUUUGACAUUUUCCGUCCGCGAUACCAUACCGUCCUCAUCUUUACUUCGAACGCUUCCGAUGCUGCUCCCAUCAUAUCUGAACUUGGUCACUACGACAAUAGUGUUGUGCGCUCCAUCAUUGUUCUCCCUGCUGGGGCAUCUGUACAAGCAGAGUCGACUUCGGCUGAUGUUAUUUUGGAGGAUAAGGAAGGGCAUGCGUAUAAGAAUUAUUUGAUAGGAGGCGAAACAAGAGUUGUAGUCGUAAGGCCAGACAGCGUAGUAGGUGCGAUCGUACAUGGAGUGGAAGGUGUGAAGCGAUACUUUGGUAUCAUUUUCACUUCCUAG